This is a messenger RNA of Oncorhynchus gorbuscha (pink salmon), 2879 nucleotides long. RefSeq names its product iodothyronine deiodinase 2 (gene dio2). The record is from RefSeq and is a predicted model, not a curated record. The transcript has 2 exons. NCBI's taxonomy places the organism in Eukaryota, Metazoa, Chordata, Actinopteri, Salmoniformes, Salmonidae. Gene Ontology annotation, molecular function: thyroxine 5'-deiodinase activity.
AGCUAUAUCACGGAGGCGAAUGGUUUACCGUAUAAAAUAAAAGACUGUUACAUCGGAGAGGGAUUCUCGUCGGAGCACAGAAGCAAUUGCAAAGGGCGCAGAAUAGCCCUUAUAGCAAUUUUGGCACCAGCGGAGCCCAGCUCUCAACCCUCAGAUACGCUCCUUGAGCCCUCUCCUGUCUCUCUUUAUCCCCGUGUGUCAAUUCAUUUGUGCGGUCCAAGUCAAGUCAGAUCGCACUCCGUUGAAAUGCGAGCAUCAUAAUAAAGACCGCGCACCUUCAAUAGAGGGGACAGAGACAUAUUUAUGCAAGUGUGUGAACGGGUUAGACAGCGAGCAGGGAACAGCAGAGGAGCACACCAGCCGGUGCGGAAUGUGUUUGGAAAGCAGCUAAAACCGAGACAGAGCUGCGCUGCCUCUGGAGUCGCUUUUAGUCUGGGGACAGAAACCUAAAAUAAAAUGGGCGCUGGCAGUGUGGACCUACUGGUCACUCUCCAGAUCCUGCCCGGUUUCUUCUCCAACUGUUUGUUCCUCGCGCUCUACGACUCGGUGGUGCUGGUGAAGCGCCUAGUGUCCUUACUGAGCUGCUCGGGCAGCGGAGGGGGAGAGUGGCAGCGCAUGCUGACCUCGGCAGGGCUCCGGUCCAUAUGGAACAGCUUCCUGCUGGAUGCAUAUAAACAGGUUAAACUGGGUUUUGAGGCACCCAACUCCAAAGUGGUCAAGGUUCCUGGUAGCAUCCGGCGGCGAAGCAGCUUGACCAGCACCACGGGCCCUCAUCCCUGGGACGAGUGCCGCCUACUGGACUUCGAGUCGUCGGACCGCCCUCUUGUGGUGAAUUUCGGCUCGGCCACCUGACCCCCCUUCAUCAGCCACCUGCCCGCCUUCCGGCGGCUGGUGGAGGAGUUCUCAGACGUGGCUGACUUCCUGCUGGUCUACAUCGACGAGGCACACCCCUCGGACGGGUGGGUGGCGCCCGCCAUGGGCCCGCGCUCUUUCGAGGUCAGGAAGCACCGAUCACUGGAGGAGAGGGUGGUGGCGGCCAAGAAGCUGAUUGAGUCCUUCAGCCUGCCAUCUCAGUGCCAGCUGGUGGCUGACUGCAUGGACAACAAUGCUAACGUGGCCUACGGUGUGUCCAACGAGAGGGUGUGCAUUGUGCAGAGGAGGAAGAUCGCCUACCUUGGAGGGAAGGGACCCUUUUUCUACAACCUGAAGGAUGUGAGGCAGUAUCUGGAACAGAGCUACGGCAAGAGAUAGGACCAGAUAGACAGGAAGAGAUGACCAACUAAACGAGGCUGGAAAAGAGGACGAGAUAAUGUUUAUUUUUGUAUAAAAGGAGAAUUAAAGGAAGGUGAGGUGCUUUCAAAACUGGACUGUCAACACUCAGAACAGAACAUGUUACAGGUUCUAAGGUUCCAAAGUUCCAAAUCUCAUGAACUUCCUUUCUGGAAGGAGACCAACUUUCCACUAGAGAACAACAGAACAGAACCAAUAGACUUAAGAGCCUGGACUGAUGCUCUGCUACCUAAGUUGCCUGAAAGAAGAGACUGAAAAGGUUAACCGCUGACACGCUUUAUCAAUGCCUUCAUCCCCGUUUGCUAAUCAUGAAUAAGUUCUCUAGUUAUACAGUCCUCAUUAACUUCUAACCUGGCACCUUUCAAAAUGAAAACCAAAUUACUGAACAGAGUAGAAAGCAAAAGUACCCAACGAUAUAUAAAUAUAUAAAAUAUGAUAUUAAUUUAUUUAUAUGGUUGUUAAUGUUUGUUUUUACACCAUGGUAAUAUUUUGUAUGGCGAUGCACUUGUAACGCUUUUUUAUUUAAGAAGACAUUGUGUCAUACUCCCAUUUUGUGUGUAUGAGGGGGUGUUACAACACUAUUCAUAACAACGUAGAGUAGACUGCUUAGAACCACCUGGACUUAGAAACUUCCUGGUACAUCUUUCAUGUUACCACACCACCUAGAAAACAGAGGUUAGCGCCGUAUCGAUCUCCUCCAUAUUGUCGAUUUAAACCUGACAGACGAUGCGAGAGGUAGAGAAGGAGAGAGGGAGGAAAGUGAACUGGAGAACAAAGCACAGCAUCAACAGCAUGUUGGCCAGAAACGGAGGCAAUAUGUGUCCUGUAGAUAUUACCAAGGAUACAUAGCUAGCUAGCUGUAAUCCCAGGGCUAUUUGCUGUUGGUGAGGGUUUGUGUUAGCGAUGUUGGUUAGCGAUAAGGCAGGGGUGUACAGAGAUGUAAUGGGUUGACGGAGAUGACCAUGUCUCCAAGACCUGAGGUGAGUUUCCCGAAAGCUUUGUGGCUAACGUGUUACUGAUUCUAUCUUGACGGCCCAGACUUGUGCUACGUGUAGACCAUCAAACAUUGCAUUUACAAUUGGUGCUCUCAUGGUUGAGUUGUCAAGAUAAACAAAGUGCCUCGUUCACCAUGAAGUUGUGGUACACUGUGGUGUGUGACAGGAGUUGAGACACGCUAAGGACAGGUGGUGUCUAGAUGGCUUAAGAAGGUGUUUCGGAAGGGGUGUGUGUCAGCUGUAUGGUGUGACGUGACUGAAGAGGUUUUUAGUUGUCCAUGGGAAAGACAGGCAGACAGACAUUUGGUUUGGGUCGAGACGGGGCUGGUGUGAGAAUGAAAACCACUGACUAAAGGGUUACUGACUCUGUUUGUGGUCGGAUGACAGACCUCACCUCCCUGACGUAGACUCAAACCAACACGUCUUUUAACAUCAUCAAACCAUCCAACAUUCACAAACAAUUUCUAGGAGAGGUCCAUAAAACUGACCCCCCCCCGUCCCCGUCUUCAUCCAUAUACUCAAUCCUGUGUAGUGCUGCUUUUCAAAAAAUACAGGAGAGUAGAGGAGAGACGGAAAGUAAAAUAAAGUUGUUGC